UUUGUUUAUCUCCUGAUUCUGACAGGCGGCACUUUCCGAGUUUGCUUGGGUGGGAACAAGAAAUAUCCAAUGCAAAAGCGAAAUGGAGCAUCACAAGAGUCGGAUGGGGUACACGCUCUGCAUGCUAACAUUGUUCAUCUGCGGGGCGGUGCUCUUCCUCAUUGGAUUCUUUCCAGCCUCCUACACGGCGUCGGAGGCAGAAAACAGCAUACCCAAUGACCGUCCAACAACGAUCCAUGGCGUAAGGCUUGAAACGCCGCCACCGAGCUACGACUCCCUCAUACUAUUCCUUGUGGAUGCUCUGCGUGAGGACUUUGCCAGUGCCACGUCCAUGCCGGUGGCAUUUUCGAGGGCCUGCGAAAAGUUGACGCUUCAAGUAGACAUACCGACGGUGACGAUGCCACGACUGAAGAGCAUCACCACCGGCACCCUAUCCAACUUUAUCGACAUAGCACUCAACGUGGGCCACACGGAGCAGCUGGAGGAUUCACUGCUGCAUCGGCUCAAGCAGCGGAACCGCGUCGUGUCCUUUGCCGGUGACCACACUUGGAUAAACCUGUUUCCCAGCGAGUUUACACGCCAUGCGGAGAACAACGAUUCCUUUUUUGUCAACGACUUCUACGAGGGCGACAGAAAUGUGACGAGAGUGCUGGAGUCGGAGCUGGAGCUGAAGGACUGGUCCUUGCUAAUACUGCACUAUCUUGGCUUGGACCACAUUGGCCAUGUCGAGGGCAAUGCCAGCCCAAAGGUGCAACACAAACUGAAGGAAAUGGACGAAGCUCUUCAAAAGAUACUCGAGCAUAGGAACUUUCCAAACUAUCUGGUCCUGCUGACUGGCGAUCACGGCAUGGCUGAAGGCGGUGGACAUGGAGGCAAUACGCCAGCGGAGACUCUCGUACCGCUGUACUUAUACUCGAAGAACUGCUCCAGGCCAAGUUCGGGCUCCAAGCGAUACAACCAAAUCGAUUUGGCACCCACCCUGGCGGUGCUGCUCUCCGUUGAGAUACCUUCCCAGUCCAUUGGCUGCCUGAUACCGGAAAUGCUGCAGUCAUUGUCACUGGAGCACGAGAUGUACGCCUACUUCUACAACGCCCAUCAUCUGCUGAACAAGGCCAGAGUAAAGUUCGGCCAUGAAACAGUGCGCCGCAGCGAUUACUACACCUGGUACCAGAACGCCACUCUGCUGCACAGGCAGCUGCUGUUGCCGCUGCGGGAUGGGGACGGCAGCGGGGCCAGCCAGGUGCUCUAUCAGAACGCCAAGUUGAAUUACAUACGGAUGGCUCGCGAGAUUUCCGGGCUGCUCUCAGAGUCGCUGGUGAGGUUUGACUACGGAUUCAUUGUCCUGGGACUGUCGCUGACAACCGCUACAUCCCUUCACAUUGUGCUCAGCGUCCUGUUCUUGGACCUUACCGAGCAGCUCCAAUUGGACAGGCUGAAGACGCGGCAGCUGCUGAUCUGUCUGGCUACGGCCGCUCUGCUCAACGUAGCCAGCCAUGUACUCGACAUAAUCUUCACAAGCUCAAUGUUCUAUGGCAUUUUGCUCGUCGUGCCCCUAGCCCUGUCCAUUUAUCUGACGUUCGAUGUGGCGCAGGCUCUGCUGAAGAUAGCCCUGCCACCUCUGUACACUCGUCGCCUGAAGCUCUCCAUUCCAUUGCCGCUGCCACUGCUCGUGUGCUUUGGCAUCCGCACCUUCACGCUCGGCUCCUCGUCAUUCAUCGAGUUCGAGUACAAGACCUGGUACUACCUGGGCAACACUCUCAUCCUGUUGACCGCGCUCAGGACUUUGCGCCGACGUAUCACCAAGGCCAAUGUGGAGCUGGACGGACGGCACCUGCACAAAAUUGCCUCUGCCUGUCUGUGGCAGCAGCGCAAGAUCUUUGUGGUCCUCAUUCUGCUCACGCUCAUGCGUUACCUGCACAGGUUCCAUGCCAUCCGCAGCACCCUCUUGCUGUUCUCGCUGAUGCUGCUUUGGGCACGCCUGCGCAAGUUUGCCCAACUGCCGCAGAGCUGUGCGAGUGCAGCGGCAUGCCUUGUGGUCUACUGCUAUCGCGGUCUCAACGGCCAGGUGCAGUUCUUCGAGCUGCCCUCGUACCUGACAUCUCGUUUGAUGGUCCCCACUCUGGUGGUCUUCUGGUGCUGCCUGGCGCUGGUCUUGGUGCUGGGAUACCGGGCGGCGCUGCCACAAACUCUUUUCGACAAAAGCUUCGGCGAGAAGCCGAUGCCGCCGAAGAGCGUUCUACUGCAGCUGCUGCAAGCGAAUCUGACCAGCUCCCUGCUGCUGGCGGCUCUGCUGCAGAAGGUGCAGAACGUCGUACUCCUGCCUACGCUCCUCAUAGCGCUGGACGAGACGUACAAGCUGUGCGAUGCCUUCGGCACCAGUGCCAGGAAGUUCUCUGUGCGUCUGCUGCACGUUUACAAGAUCAUCAUGACCAUAUUCGUGGCCAGAAUGUUCUACUUCUACCAGGGCAACUCGAACAGCCUCUCGACCAUUGACCUCACACCGGGCUACAUUGGCCAGACGAGCUACAAUCCGGCCAUUGUCGGCCUGUUCGUCACCCUCAACACGUACAGCGCGGAAAUACAUUCCUUCCUCUUCCUUAUUGUACACACGCUCCGCUCCGAUCUGCGGAGUGUGGGCAUCAUGCAGCUGCAGCCGCCCUAUUCGGUUGCCGCGGACUCGCUGAUAGCUCCGCUCUAUGCCAGCCUGGUCAUGCUGCCCGCAGCCUUCUACCUCUGCCUAAUGGUUGGCUUCCGCUACCACCUCUUUAUCUAUUCCGUCUUCUCACCGAAGGUGCUCUAUGACUGUUACACGGUGCUGGUGUUCUAUUUUGUAUUUGUAAUAACGACUUUGUACUUUAAAUUGUUUAAACGCGACGCUUAAAUAGUAAUUACAUUUAAAAGUUUAAAAACGCUUAACCUGGCUACAGCACAACGUGGAUGGGGACGGGG
Drosophila subobscura is the source of this 2949-nucleotide messenger RNA. RefSeq names its product GPI ethanolamine phosphate transferase 2 (gene PIG-G). The record is from RefSeq and is a predicted model, not a curated record. The coding region runs from base 83 to 2881 and encodes 932 amino acids. NCBI's taxonomy places the organism in Eukaryota, Metazoa, Arthropoda, Insecta, Diptera, Drosophilidae. Gene Ontology annotation, cellular component: endoplasmic reticulum membrane. The transcript has 8 exons. Gene Ontology annotation, biological process: GPI anchor biosynthetic process.